This is a messenger RNA of Hydra vulgaris (swiftwater hydra), 4280 nucleotides long. RefSeq names its product eukaryotic translation initiation factor 5B. Gene Ontology annotation, cellular component: cytoplasm; mitochondrion. Lineage: Eukaryota; Metazoa; Cnidaria; Hydrozoa; Anthoathecata; Hydridae. Gene Ontology annotation, biological process: translational initiation. Gene Ontology annotation, molecular function: GTP binding; translation initiation factor activity; GTPase activity. The record is from RefSeq and is a predicted model, not a curated record.
AGUUUCAUAUUAUUUAUUUUGAUUAUUUAUCUCUGUUUUUCAUCUAAUGUUGUUACAUACUUUAUCUAAAAGACGAACAAUUUGGGUAAAAAACCAAGUAAAAAAACUGAGUUAUUUUCAAUUUUCCUAAUGAAAGUAAUUAAUCUUUGACUGCUAUGCUACUGUGCAUGUUGUACAGUGUGAAAUCUUCGAAAGACUUCAUAACACUAUCAGAAAAUAUCAAAAAUAUUCAAAAAAACAUACAGAAAGAAAAACUAAUAGUUGAGUAUUGUGAUUUAUCAAUCAUUAAUUAGGCUGACUGCAAAAAAUUAAAUACGUUCCAAUUACUUAUCAAUAGCAAAAGUUUGUUGUUAUAAUGGCUAAAGGAAAGAAAUCGAAAAAACAAGAUGAUAACUGGGACGAUGAUGAAACAGUUCAAGAAGCUGACAAUAAAAAAACAGAAGAAAAUGAAAAUGCUCACAAAAAAAAAGAUAAAAAGAAGAAAGGAAAAUCAAUUGAAAGAGAUGAUGAUGAAGAACCAAAAAUUGUAGAUAGUAACAAAAAUGCGGAUGAUGAUGAUGUCCUGAUUUCAAAAAAAGAGAAGAAAAAGAAAAAAGGAAGACAUAUUGAACAGGAUGAUGAUGAAAUAAUGGAAGAAAUUGACAACAAAAAAGUAGCAGAGAAUGAAAAUGCCCCCAAGAAUAAAAAAGAUAAAAAGAAGAAAGGAAAACUAAUUGAAAGGGAAGAUGAUGAAGACCUAAAAAAAGUUGUUAAUGAAGAUAUUUUGAAUUCGAAAAACAAGAAAAAGAAAAAUAAAGAAAAAUAUAUCGAUGACGAUGAUGAAGAAAAUGAAGAAACAGUUAAACCAACUCAUAAAUCAGGUUUUAGUGCUCUUAUGAUAGAUGACAAUGAGGAUGAUACCAAUGAUGAUAAUCUUUCUUCUCAUGAAGCAGAGGAAGUCAUAAAGGAAGUUAAAUCGAGAAAAAAAGGGAAAAAAAAAAAGGAAUCUGCAGAAGACAAUGAUUUAGCAGAAAUAUUGUCUAAUUUAGAGGUUUCUGACCAAAAUAAAAAAGCAAAAACAAAAAAGAAUAAGAAGAAAAAAGAAGAAGAUAUUGAAAGUGCUUACGAUGAAGUCAAUGAUAUGUCUAUUGAACCAGAAAAACAAGUUGAAGCAGUAGCAUCAGUUAAACCACAAGUUAAAACAGAAGCACCUAAUAAGCAAGAAACUGCUAAAGCUGUAGAUAAUACAAAUGAUGAAAUAAAAAUUAAGUCUGCAGCUGAAAAAAAAGCUGAAAAAAAAGAGAGAGACAAGAAAAAAAAGGAAAAAGAAAAACAAAAAGCUGCUCAGCAAAAGAAAAAAGAGGAGAUGAAUCAAUCUCAAAUACCUAAAGCUGAAGAUACACAGGUUGAAGUGUCUAAAGAAGUGCCAAAAGAAGAAAUUAAGAAAGUAACAAUAGAAGUGUCUAAUGAAACCCAAAAAGAUGGCGAGGAAGAGAGUGGCGAUGAAACGCUUGAUUCAAAGGAUAAAAAAAAGAAGAAGAAAAAAAAAAAGAAAGAAGAAGAUGACAAAGCUAAAAAGAUUAAAAAGCCUGGAAAAUCAACGAUUUUAGCUAUGCAAGAAGCAUUAGAGCAAGUUAAAAAAGAAGAAGAACGGCUUAAGGCAGAAGCUGAAGCUAAAGCAAGAGCAAUUGAAAAAGCAGAAGAAGAAAGGCUUGAAAAAAUACGACUUGAAAAAGAAAAAAAAGAAAGGAAAAAGCAAAGAGAAAAGGAAAGAAAGGAGCAACUAAGGAGAGAAGGUAAACUUUUGACUCCUGCACAAAAAGAAAAACGAAGAAAAGCUGAAGCUAUGAUGGAAUUAAUGAAGCAAAAAGGUAUAGUAUUCCCAAAGAAAGAAGAUGUUGAAAAAUCAAAGAAUGAAAGUACUGAGAUAGAAAAACCAAAGAAAGUUAUGUAUGGUAAGAAAAAAAAGCCUCAAGUAAAAAAAGUUGAUACUGAUGUCAAUGAUACAAAAUCUGAAAUCACUGUGGAACAAAAAGAAGAAGUUGUUGAUAAAGUUAAAGAAGUUAAUUCAGUGACUGUUGAUUCUUGGGAUGAGACUCAACCUAGCAUUAAAUCUGAUUGGGCUGAAGAUCUUGACGUUAAGCCAGUUAUUAUUGCAGAGCCUAAAUCAGAACCAAAAGAAAACAAAGAAGUUCUUACCACCCAAAUAUCUGAGAGUAAAGAAUCAGAUGAUGAUGAUGAUGAAUCUGAUGAAGAGAGUGAUGAGAGUGAAAGUGACUCUGAGGAAGAUAGCGAUAGUGAAGAUGAUACCUCAAGUGAUGAAGAAAUAAAGCUUACUCCUGCCAUGAUCAGACAACAGACUAGGGAACAAAUUCAAAAAAGAAGAUUAGCAAAUGAAGCCAGGCGUUCUCCUGAUAAACUUCGGGCACCUGUUAUUUGUGUUCUUGGUCAUGUUGAUACUGGAAAAACAAAAAUAUUAGACAAAAUUCGGCGAACAAAUGUGCAAGAUGGAGAAGCUGGGGGAAUCACUCAACAAAUUGGUGCAACUAAUAUACCUCUAGCUAAUAUACAAGAACAAACUAAAAUGGUUAAAGAAUUCCAGAAGUUAGAAAUGAAAAUUCCAGGUCUCCUUGUUAUAGAUACACCAGGACAUGAGUCAUUUAGCAAUCUUCGCUCUCGUGGUUCAAAUUUAUGCGACAUGGCCAUUUUAGUUGUUGAUCUUAUGCAUGGGUUGGAACAGCAAACAAUUGAAUCCAUAAAUUUGCUCAAGUCAAAAAAAACACCUUUUGUUGUAGCACUUAAUAAAAUUGAUCGUGUUUAUGAAUGGAAAAAAUCUCCACAGACUCAAGUAGAAGAUACUAUUAAAAUGCAAAAAAAAGUAACAGUUGAUGCAUUUAAUGAGUUGCUGAACUUAGUAAUAAGACAAUUUGCAGAACAAGGUUUAAAUGCAGCUUUACAUUUCAAAAACCCUGAUGAAAAGUCCUACAUAUCACUUGUACCUACAUCAGCUCACAGUGGUGAUGGGAUGGGUGAUUUAUUAGCACUUAUAUGCCGUUUAACGCAAUCAAGACUUGCCAAAAAAUUGUCAUUUUCUGAAGAGUUAGAAAGUACAGUAAUGGAAGUAAAAGCAUUACCAGGUCUUGGUACAACUAUUGAUGUAAUUUUGGUAAAUGGAAAACUUAAAGAGGGUGACACAAUAGUUACUGGAGGUAUUGAAGGUGCUAUUGUCACACAAAUCAGAUCAAUUUUAACACCUCAACCAAUGAGAGAACUUCGCGUAAAAGGUCAAUAUAUUCAUCAUCAAGAAAUUGAAGCAGCACAAGGAGUUAAACUGUGUGCUAAAGAUUUGGAAAAGGUUUUAGCAGGUUCACCAUUGUAUGUUGCACAAAGCCUUGAUGAAGUUGAUGUUUUAAAAGAAGAUGUUGAUAACUUUGUUUCCUCAAGCUUAAAGGCUAUCAAUGUGUCUGAGCGAGGUGUUUAUGUGCAAGCUUCAACACUAGGUUCACUUGAAGCUUUACUAGAGUUUUUAAAAACUUCCAAAAUUCCUUAUUGUGGAGUAAACAUUGGACCAGUUCACAAAAAAGACAUAAUGCGAUGUUCUGUUAUGUUAGAACAUGAACCAAUGUACGCUGUUAUUCUUGCAUUUGAUGUUAAAAUUGAAAAAGAUGUUCAAGAAUUUGCUGAUAGAGAGGGCGUGCGGAUAUUUUCGGCAGAAAUUAUUUACCAUCUUUUUGAUCAAUUUACUGCUUAUUGUGAGGAUUACAAGACAAAGAAACGUGACGAGUUUAAGCAUCUUGCUGUGUAUCCUGUUAAACUUAGAAUCAUGCCUCAACAUAUUUUUAACACAAGAGACCCGAUAGUAUUUGGGGUUGUUGUGGAAGGCGGAACUCUACGUCUUGGAACGCCGAUAGUAGUACCUAGUCAAAACAAUUUAAUGAUUGGUUUUGUGACUGGAAUUGAAGCCAAUCAUAAACAACAGGAAAAGGCAGCUACUGGUCAAGAAGUUUGUGUAAAAAUUGAUGCUGUUCCAGGAGAGGCUCCUAAGCUAUAUGGACGUCAUUUCACUCAUGAAGAUUUGCUAGUUAGUAAGAUUACUCGCGAUUCAAUUGAUGUAAUGAAGCAAUACUUCCGUGAAGAUAUGCAGAAGUCCGAUUGGCAACUAGUUAUAGAAUUAAAAAAGCUUUUGGAAAUAGUUUAAGGAAAUUCUUCAUCUUGUGAUUUUUUUGACUCAUACAGGCAGUCAGCUUUUUUGGAAUAAAUAAACCCAAAUAAAUAUUUAAAUAAAUUCAAAUAGUCAAGUA